AUGAGUAACCAAGAGGUUGAUGUUCUACAUUGCUGGAGAUGUAGAAAAUACAUAGCAAAUUCUGUCUGCCUUGCAAAAUGUCAUGGAAAAGAACCAUCUGAAAGAUCACAACCUUCAGCUGCUGCUCAGGCGUCUUGCAAUGUAUGGCAUGUGAACUUAGAAGCCAUUCCAGAGUGGGUGAAAUGUGUCAUUGAAAAGGCACAGUGGACAAUUGGAAAACUGCACUGUCCAUUCUGUGACGCCUGCUUAGGGGGCUUUAACUUUGUUUGCAACACAAAAUGUUCCUGUGGACAGUUAGUAAAUAUACAUUUCUUCAAAAGUCAGACUGACUAUCAGCCAGCUUUCUCUGUUAAAUUGGCAAAAUCAUCAGGAAAACACUUACCUCUCCUCAAAAUUAAGUCUGGUUUUAGCAAGGAUACCUGUCGUGAAGUGGUAACUGCAACCUUGGAAAUCAAAAAUCAAGGGCUUUCAUACAUGGCCAGAAAUAGAUUAACAGAAGCACUUUGUCUGGAAGUAACAGCUCCCAGAUUUGAGAUGAAAAGUAAAAAACUUCCCUUAAAGGCAUUAAAUCAAAAAAGAAUUAUUUCUGCUUCCUAUCCUGUGAGUGAUGCAUGCACUGUAAAACCUUUUCACAGAAGAUCACGUAGUUUGGAUUUAAAUAUCAGAGAGAGACUUGUUUUGUCACCCGCAUUCUAUGAAACUUGCGGUAUGGGAACAAUUUGCUGUGGCCAAAAUGAAAAUCCGCCUGUUUACCCACAAAGUGGCUUGCAGUUAGAGUCCAAUAGGAAAGAUGGUAGUUCUUUUCAGGACCUAUAUAGUUCCAGUGCUGACAAACUACAAAAAAGGUUUCGAGUUACUUCCUUCACUACAUUACUACAUAGAGAAACAGGAAGUGAGUGUGAUUUUGAAGCUACUGGACAAUCUUCUGGGAGUGCUAUUGCUGAUGGAUCACCUUUUGUGAUGAACCCUUCUUCACCUACAAGUGCUGUAGAAGAGGAACAGUACAUCACACCUGUUGGUCUUGUGCAGCCUACAAGUAUUUCCUUCAACCAAAAGCUGAAUAAGAGAGAAAGAAACAAGUUGAAAAGCUUGAGGAGAAAACAAAGAAGGCGAGAACGGUGGCUACAGAAGCAAACUGCAAAUGAUAACCUGCAUACAGAUGAUGAGCAUGAACUUAGAGGAGAUAAAGAAAGCUACCUCUGUGCAGUGUGCCUGGAUGUUUAUUUCAAUCCUUACAUGUGCUAUCCGUGCCACCAUAUCUUUUGUGAACCUUGCUUAAGGAUGCUUGCCAAAGACAAUCCAGCCAGCACUCCAUGUCCACUGUGUCGCACUACAAUUGCCAGAGUCUUUUUCCAAACAGAACUGAACAACUCUACCAAAUCUUUUUUCCCUAUGGAAUAUUUGAAGUUAAAAGAAAACUUUCAAAAAUCAAAUUUUGCAAAAUGGCCUCUACCAAGCUGCAAGAAAGCUUUCAGAGUUUUUGAAGGUUUUCGAAGACGCUCAGAUACUGUAACAAGAAGGCAUUUCCCACAUGCUGCUCACAGGAUGGACUACAUAGACUUUGAGGAUGAUAGCCGUGGAUGGCGGUUUGAUAUGGACAUGGUGAUAAUCUACAUUUAUUCAGUCAACUGGGUAAUAGGAUUUAUUGUGUUCUGUUUUCUUUGUUAUUUCUUUUUCCCUUUUUAGUCUGUAGUAAUCACAGUUAAGGAAAACAGCAGUCAUGAGAACCACAAUAAUGUGAAUAGAAAAAACUUGAAGAAGGCAAAAUGGUUGUUUGAUACUGCAUUUUUAUCAUUCAGAAUUG
This is a messenger RNA of Gavia stellata (red-throated loon), 1804 nucleotides long. It is a transcript of the gene RNF180, whose product is annotated as ring finger protein 180. Gene Ontology annotation, cellular component: endoplasmic reticulum membrane. NCBI's taxonomy places the organism in Eukaryota, Metazoa, Chordata, Aves, Gaviiformes, Gaviidae. Gene Ontology annotation, biological process: serotonin metabolic process; norepinephrine metabolic process; positive regulation of proteasomal ubiquitin-dependent protein catabolic process. Bases 1 to 1686 code for a protein of 561 amino acids. Gene Ontology annotation, molecular function: ubiquitin protein ligase activity; ubiquitin conjugating enzyme binding; metal ion binding. The transcript has 6 exons. The record is from RefSeq and is a predicted model, not a curated record.